Messenger RNA from Rhea pennata, 2365 nucleotides. RefSeq names its product HERPUD family member 2 (gene HERPUD2). Lineage: Eukaryota; Metazoa; Chordata; Aves; Rheiformes; Rheidae. The transcript is spliced from 9 exons. Bases 294 to 1514 code for a protein of 406 amino acids. Gene Ontology annotation, biological process: endoplasmic reticulum unfolded protein response. The record is from RefSeq and is a predicted model, not a curated record. Gene Ontology annotation, molecular function: protein binding.
GGCGCUUCGCUUCCGGUCUCCAUUUUACGCAAAACGACUCGGCGGCCGGAGGUCGAGGCGGUACUGGCGGCUGUGGGGUCCGGCCCGGGCGGGCUUGUUCUGGACCCCCCACGGCGGGGCCCGCGCUGCCCGCAGUGUGGGAGCGAGCGGCGGCGACAUGGGCGCCCCCGGCUUGGGCAGGAAGCUUCACCGCGGACACUGAAACGGCCCCGGGCGUCGAGGGAUUCAACCAACUUCGCCUGCCGGCGGGAGGGUGGCAGAGAAGGGGCGAGCAGGCCGCCCCUGGCAGCAGCAUGGACCAGAGCGUCGUGAGUCACCCGGUGACCCUCAUCAUCAAGGCUCCCAACCAGAAAUACACCGACCAGACCAUUAACUGCUUUUUGGACUGGACCGUGGGCAAGCUAAAAUCUCACCUCUCUAAAGUCUACCCCAGUAAGCCGUCUACAAAGGAUCAGAGACUGGUGUAUUCUGGCAGACUGCUUCCUGAUCAUCUGCAGCUGAAAGAUAUUCUCAGAAAACAAGAUGAAUAUCAUAUGGUUCAUCUGGUAUGUACUUCCCGGACACCCCCAAGUUCUCCAAAACCUGACACCAGUAGAGAAGGCCGUGGAGUUUCAACAUCCAGCAAUAGCUCAAAUUUGGACCAUUCUGGAUCAACUGCUGCCUCACCCACAAACCAAGAAUCUCCGUCUCCAUCUUUGAACACUAGUACAGAUGGAAUGAGGCAUCGUAAUGUUCCACAAGCACUAAGCAAUCCCAUACCAAGCCACCAGUUCCCUUAUUUAAUGCAAGGCAAUAUAGGCAACCAGUUUCCAGGCCAGGGUGUUCCUGUUGGAUUUCCUAUGUACCCUGCAUUCAGUCCCUUACAGAUGAUAUGGUGGCAACAAAUGUAUGCACGUCAGUACUACAUGCAAUACCAGGCUGCUGUUUCAGCACAAGUGACUUCCAACACUGAGCCAGUGAGAUCUGCAGUUGCCCAGGCUGUAAAUUCAGAACGUGCUCCUGCAAAUGAGCCCGCAGCAGUGCCAAAUGUAGCCGUCCAGGAGAACAGGCCUGUAAACCCAAAUGUCCAGAUGAAUGCCCAGGGAGGGCCAGUAGUAAAUGAGGAGGACUUCAACCGGGACUGGCUGGACUGGAUGUACACAUUCUCUAGAGCAGCUAUUCUUCUAAGCAUUGUAUACUUCUAUUCUUCCUUCAGUCGAUUUGUCAUGGUAAUGGGAGCCAUGCUACUGGUUUAUUUACACCAAGCUGGAUGGUUCCCCUUUAGGCAAGAGGGAGGCCAACAACAGGCAGCCAAUAAUGUGGAAGUGAACCGUGAUGGGCAAAAUAUAAAUAAUCCUGAUCUUGAAGAGAUGGAACGACUUAUGGAUGAUGGGAUUGAUGAAGACAGUGGAGAAGAUGCAGGUGAAGAUGCCAAUAUAGAGCAGCAGCCUGGAUUCAUGGCUUCUGCUUGGUCUUUUAUCACUACCUUCUUCACAUCACUCAUCCCUGAAGGGCCUCCACAGGUUGGCAAUUAAAAUACAAGAACAACUGUGCCAGGCAGCCUCUGUAGCCAUACUUAGAAGUGGAGCAGAUCCUAGAGGGUGUUUUAAAUACAGUGCAAUUUCAGAAAACCUAUAAAGUUAUCUUUUGAUCAUGGUGUACAAAAAUGUGUAUUUUUUUUCUUUUGGCUUUCUCAUGCAUUGAAUAUUUUAAGCACAAGUGGACUACUAAAUGCUUUCUUUAAGAUUCUUCUUUUUCUGAAGAACAAAAUGUAAAGAUAUUGGUCUUCCAUGUUUUAUUUUAAUUUCAAAUAUGUAUUACACUGAGGCAAAAAGCUUGUACUUAGUCUGCACCAUUAUCUCUUUAAAGAGCUGUUAAAGUAUGAAUGUUCACAGAUUUUUUUUUUCAAAUACAGUCUAUUCAUCUGAAUAAAUUCAAUGUAUCUUGUGUUAGUUUUUGUAGGGUAUGAAUUCUUAUUUGAGAUUUUAAGUUUAUCAUUCCGGAAAGAAUGCUAUAAACAUAAGGAUUACUUGCUAAUGGCAUGUUGUCUUCGUGCCACAAAAUACUAAGCCACUUCUCAUCUUUAGAAAGCUAAAAGCUUUUUCUUGCAGUUACACUGUAGUUCCUUAAACCUGGAGAUCUUUAACAGCUCUUCAAAGAGAAUUAACAGUGAUGGGAUAAACAUUAAAUGUUUGAUAUUAUACAGUACUUUUUUAAAAAAUAGAUGUACCUUGGAAAAAAUGUAAAUUUUUUUUUUAAAUAAACACUGUUAUGGUAACUCUUUUGGAUGUUUAUAUGCAUAUUUGAAUUCAAGCAACUCUAAUAGUGCAUCAUUAAGGAUGAGGGUAUAAUUUGAGAUCAGAAUAAAGUUAUGGUGACAUUACCU